Molecule: messenger RNA, 609 nt
Organism: Laccaria bicolor S238N-H82
Lineage: Eukaryota; Fungi; Basidiomycota; Agaricomycetes; Agaricales; Hydnangiaceae
Exons: 1
Coding region: 1-609 (202 amino acids)
Source: RefSeq, a predicted model, not a curated record
AUGUGCACAACAGAGGAUGAUGGAGUAAUACCAAAGGGUUCUAUAGUCCUGACAGACCCUGUUGAGCAAUAUUUGCAAGGCCUAGGCUCAUCGGAAACUCCGAAGGAGAUUUACGUAUCUAAAGAGUCCCAUGCUUUAAAAUCGAUAUAUCCAGUAAUUAAUAAGUUUGGUCAAGUAGAGAGCUUGUUGGAUGGUGGCUCACAAAUUGUAUCAAUGGAUGCGGAGGUUGCUAAGAAAUUAGCAGUCCCUUGGGAUCCUGAUAUAACCAUUCAAAUGCAAAGUGCGAAUAGAACUGUGGAAAAGACCCUUGGUCUUGCCAAAAAUGUUCCAUUUAACUUCGGAGGAAUUAUGAUUUACCUGCAAGUGCAUGUAAUACGGGACCCAGCCUAUAAAGUACUAUUGGGCAGGCCCUUUGACGUGUUAACAGGGAGCGUGGUCGUAAACUCUAUGGACGGAGGACAGACGGUAACCAUAACGGAUCCAAACUCUGGCAGAAGAGCAAUGUUACCCACUUUUGACAGAGGAAAACCACCAGUAAUGAUGAAAAUGCACACUGAAGAGGAUCUUCAACCGAAAACUGAGAAAGUUUUUCAACCCUCGAUGAUUUGA